GUCAAUACGUACCGGGUCCCGUCGUGAACGGAUUCCCCACUUUUGAAAUGGAUUACGCGGUGCCCAAGCCAUUCAUGUACAAUUUCACCUCGCAAUCCAUCAGCCAGAGAGUGUUGUCGUCGUCAAUGGAGGUGGGGGUGGUGCCGGAGGCGACGGAGAGCUUGGGGAAGAGCGAGAGCGUGGCGGUGCUGGGAAUGGAUAGAGAGGCGAGGGUGCUGAGGUACAGAGAGAAGAGGAAGAACAGAAAGUUCGAGAAGACGAUUCGAUACGCGUCGAGGAAAGCGUACGCGGAGACGAUGCCGAGAAUUAAAGGGAGAUUCGCGUAGCGGUCUGAGCUGGAGGUGGAGUCGCACCUCGGUGGCGACGCUGCGUCGUACGGUUGUCC
Molecule: messenger RNA, 385 nt
Organism: Salvia splendens (bonfire salvia)
Lineage: Eukaryota; Viridiplantae; Streptophyta; Magnoliopsida; Lamiales; Lamiaceae
Product: zinc finger protein CONSTANS-LIKE 5-like
Exons: 2
Coding region: 48-326 (92 amino acids)
Biological process (GO): regulation of flower development
Cellular component (GO): nucleus
Molecular function (GO): DNA-binding transcription factor activity; protein binding
Source: RefSeq, a predicted model, not a curated record